Colletotrichum aenigma is the source of this 972-nucleotide messenger RNA. RefSeq lists its product as uncharacterized. The record is from RefSeq and is a predicted model, not a curated record. The transcript has a single exon. Lineage: Eukaryota; Fungi; Ascomycota; Sordariomycetes; Glomerellales; Glomerellaceae. The coding region runs from base 1 to 972 and encodes 323 amino acids.
AUGUCCUACAAUCAUCAGCAGUCAGACUCCAUCUCCAACGCCAUGUAUCCCGCCGAUUCUUCCUACACACCAGGCGGCGGCGCUCAAAACCGCCAAUCCACAAACUCCCUCGCCAAUGCCCUGUAUCCCGUCGACUCCGGAUACACACCCGGCGGCCAAAAUCACCACCCAUCAGACUCCCUCGCCAAUGCCGCCUACCCCCAAGACUCUGCCUACCGCCCCGCUGCCCCGACAUCCCACCCAGACGACAAGCUCGCCAUGCCUCAAGCACGCUACUCCCAGUCUUACAACACCGCAGCCAUGACAGGGCCCGGGGCUGCCAGUCGCCAAGCUCCCACAACAGCAUACCCUCAGUACCCGCCCGCCACACAACAACCGCAGGCCUGGACCCCGACGCACGAUCCGUACUCCCCUGCCGUGACCCCGUGGAGCCCCGAUGGCAUGUCCGCCGCGAACCCGAACCUGCCGCCACCGCCGCCGUACGACCCCUCGAGGCCCGGGACAGGAGCGACUGGCACAAGUACGCCGAGGGACCCAACUUCGCCAAACCCGAGUGAGAGCGCACUUCUUGGGCAGCAGCAACAGCAGGCGGUUGGACAGCAACGUGGGGUGCCUGCUCAAUCUCAGAGCAUUUACACAGCUUCGCCGCAAGUCCAGCAACAACAACAGCAAGCACCAGCACCCGCAGCACCGCACAUUGCAGACCCAGAAGGACAAGAUGGACAGCAGCCGAGGGCGUACUUGCAAUCAAUGACGGGUGGCAUGCCUGCUUACGGUAACAGCCCGGGCGGUCUGGGGCCGGUUGCCAAGGCGCGCAAGAAGAAGAAGCAGAAGCUCGCCAUCCUCGCCGCAGUUCUCUGUGCCAUAUUGCUGCUCCUGAUCGGUUUGAUUGUGGGCGUGUUGGUUGGCAUCGUCAAUCGCAAGGAUGACAAGCCACCCCCACCAGGACCGACCGGGCCCAGGAUGAUGUAA